AGUCAACUUUGAACCACACCAUUUUAGCCAAUCAACAUUAAAGAGUGAUUGAAUCCUAUUUUGUCCUCUGACAACCCAGAGGGAUGUUUUGUGACACCAACCAUGGGAAGAAUUUCAGUGUUCACUGAUUUAAUUUUAUUGCUAUCAUACACAUUAUUGUGUAACUCUGAACCAGUAAAUCUUGGGGAACCAUAUCAAAAAGCCAUCUUUAGACAUCCAAUGCCAGUCCCGGGGCCCGCACAAAAUGUACAAGCCUCAUUUCAAAACCUCAUUGAAUCCAGAAGACCUGCUUCUUGGAGGGCCGCCCAGGGCUCUCCGCCGCAAGAGUUUAUCCAGAUACCAAUGCAAGUGCAAUCGCAAAGAACCAACUACGCACCCGUGCCUCUCGCUCCCAACAGGCCUUUGCAAAGCCAAUUGAAUUUUGGACUGAGCAAACCUGAAGCUCCUUCACAAACUCAACAAGGCUUCCAGAAGCCCAUGCCAGGUCCUGUUCUCCAGCCCGUGGUGAGGGAUGAGGUGGUGAUACAAUCAGGGUUUGAAGUGAAGAUGCCGGCAAACACUGUGGAGGUUUAUUGUGGAGAGGACUCGGUCAAAGUUCAAGCCCAGCAGGAUUUCUUAGGGAACCAUCAGUUCAUCGACCCAUCAGAUCUGACGCUUGGUGGUUGUCCUUUUGUUGGAUUUGAUGACCAUGCGAGAAUCGUUGUCUUUGAAUCUACUCUGCAAGGAUGUGGGAGCACACUUACGAUGACUGAGGAUUCACUUGUCUAUUCUUUCAUUUUGAUGUAUUCGCCUUCACCCGUUCCUGACACGCCUAUUGUGAAGUCCAAUGAAGCCAAUGUUGACAUUCAUUGCAUUUACCCAAGGAAACACAAUGUGAGUAGCAAUGCUUUGAGGCCUACCUGGAUUCCUCAUGCUGAGAUGAAAGCUGGAGAGGACAGAUUACAGUUUUCAUUAAAACUCAUGACUGAUGACUGGAGAAAUGAACGACCCUCUAGUACGUACUUUCUGGGAAAUUCCAUAAACGUGGAAGCGUCAGUGGUCCGCGCGAAUCACGUACCCCUUCAGGUUUUUGUGGAAAGCUGUGCGGCAACUUUGGGUCCCAGUGGGAACGCAGCCACAGUUUACACAUUCAUUGAGAACAGUGGGUGCAUGAUUGAUGCCAAGCUGACUGGUUCCAGCUCCACAUUCAUGCCCAGGAUUCAGGACAACAAAUUACAGUUUCAGAUCGAGGCGUUCAGAUUUCAGCAAGACCCCAGUAGAUCAAUCUACAUAACUUGCCAUUUGAAAGCUACAUCAACAUCGAGUGCCACCGAUUCAAUGCAUAAGGCCUGCUCAUAUGUAACCAGAACUAACAGCUGGGUUGCUGUAAAUGGCGACGAUCAUUUGUGUGACUGUUGCGAGUCCAGCUGUGCUAUAAGAAAGGGAAGAAGUGUCAACUCUGAAGAUUUCUCAUUGGAAGAUGAAGCUACGGUGGGACCAAUAUUUAUAGAGGAAACACGACCAGAUGAGAAGCAUUUACUCCCAAUUAGAGAAUCUUUUCGGCCUUCUUUAAAAGAUCCAGAGUUUUCCAUUGAGCUGCUGCUCGUGACUGGUUUGGUGGUUGUGGUUGGAGUUUUGUCUGCCGUUAUCCUCGGAACGUUGUUUUAUCAAAAGCAUCUGAAACGUCUUACUGUAAUAUGUGAAUGACAAUAAAAGUCAUUUUUGUCUCA
Molecule: messenger RNA, 1709 nt
Organism: Misgurnus anguillicaudatus (oriental weatherfish)
Lineage: Eukaryota; Metazoa; Chordata; Actinopteri; Cypriniformes; Cobitidae
Product: zona pellucida sperm-binding protein 3
Biological process (GO): egg coat formation; binding of sperm to zona pellucida; positive regulation of acrosome reaction
Cellular component (GO): extracellular matrix
Molecular function (GO): acrosin binding
Source: RefSeq, a predicted model, not a curated record